UUUUUUGGCAUAUCAUGUGCAUGGCUCCUAAUGUGUGUACAUGGACUUGUUUUCCACCUCAGGCCACCCCUUCAUUAAGACUGUGGGUUGUGUGGCUGGGGACGAGGAGACCUAUGAGGUGUUCAAGGAGCUGCUGGACCCUGUUAUUCAGGACCGACAUGGAGGAUACAAACCCACAGACAAACACAAGACCAACCUCAAUCCCAAUAACCUCAAGGGCGGUGAUGAUCUGGAUGCCAACUACGUGUUGAGCUGUCGCGUCAGAACAGGCAGGAGUAUCCGCGGAUUAGGCCUGCCGCCCCACUGCAGUCGUGGGGAGCGAAGAGCUGUUGAGAAGCUCUCAGUGGAAGCUCUGGGUGCCCUGACUGGGGAUCUCAAAGGAAAAUAUUACGCCCUGAAAAACAUGACAGAGGCUGAGCAGCAGCAGCUCAUCGAUGACCAUUUCCUGUUUGACAAGCCUGUGUCUCCCCUGCUGCUGGCCUCAGGGAUGGCUCGUGAUUGGCCUGACGCCAGGGGCAUCUGGCACAAUGAUAACAAGACAUUCCUUGUGUGGGUGAAUGAGGAGGACCACCUGCGUGUCAUCUCCAUGCAGAAAGGUGGCAACAUGAAGGAGGUCUUCAACCGUUUCUGCACCGGUCUCUCUAAGAUUGAGGAGUUGUUCAAAAACAAGGGACAAGAGUUCAUGUGGAACGAGCAUCUUGGCUACGUCCUCACCUGCCCAUCCAACCUCGGCACAGGCCUGCGUGCAGGAGUGCACGUCAAACUGCCUAAUCUCAGCAAAUACCGCCAGUUUGAGGAGAUCCUCAAGAGACUGAGGCUGCAGAAACGUGGAACAGGUGGUGUAGACACUGCGGCUGUGGGUGGUGUUUUUGACAUCUCCAACGCUGACCGCCUGGGCUUCUCUGAGGUGGAGCUGGUGCAGAUGCUGGUGGAUGGUCUCAAACUGCUGAUAGAGAUGGAGAAACGGCUAGAGAAAGGCCAGGCCAUUGAGGACCUCAUGCCUGCCCAAAAGUAG
Sinocyclocheilus grahami is the source of this 1015-nucleotide messenger RNA. Its product is annotated as creatine kinase, testis isozyme-like. The transcript is spliced from 6 exons. Bases 41 to 1015 code for a protein of 324 amino acids. Gene Ontology annotation, biological process: phosphocreatine biosynthetic process. The record is from RefSeq and is a predicted model, not a curated record. NCBI's taxonomy places the organism in Eukaryota, Metazoa, Chordata, Actinopteri, Cypriniformes, Cyprinidae. Gene Ontology annotation, molecular function: creatine kinase activity.